Oncorhynchus mykiss (rainbow trout) is the source of this 4108-nucleotide messenger RNA. The record is from RefSeq and is a predicted model, not a curated record. Lineage: Eukaryota; Metazoa; Chordata; Actinopteri; Salmoniformes; Salmonidae.
ACGACAACAUGGCGGGGUAGCUACUGCAGAUAGCAAACGGAGUGAUUCGAUGUUGUUUUAGGUUUGUAUCUGGUAAAUUAGUGAAAUUAUUAGCUAUCGUGCGCUCAGGCUCUCUGCGGAAGUUUGGUAUUUUAAUAGAUAGUCACACACCUUGAAAGUAGUCUAGUUGGAUUGAAAACUGAAACAAUGGUUCGUUUUUUUAAAGCCAACAUCCGCGAAGUUUAGCCACAGCUAGUUAACCUAGAUAACAAUCCAAAUAACAUGUAAGUUAAGUCAAACCAAAUCAUGUAGUUAAUUUGGCCAUGAUAACAUUUGAGAUCUAGCCGGACGACACACACUACAAUAUUUCCCGCUGCUCUGUCGUUCGUUAACUAGCUACCACAAGUACAUUCAUUUCCAAUGGAACGCUGCGAUUGCCUUGCGAACGUAUACAUCAAAUUGUAUGCGUUGACGGCUUGACAGACAUGGUUGUGAAGGUGAAUGUUGAACUUUUGCUGAACACAUAUCCAGAUGAUGCUGUGUACAAUUUUGCACAAUAACGCUGUCGGUAUGAUCGAGGCGACACACUGUCAUUGCGCUAAAUGGAAUGCAGCAUCAUCUGGAUAUGUGUGCGCAACAAAAGUUCAACACUCCCCUGCUACCAUUUCUGUCAAGCCGUCUAUGCAUACAAUUUGAUGUAUACGUUCGAUAAAUCCAACAUUAGCACCAGGUACCAAAACGAAAAUUGCUGUUGGUGUGAUCGUGUUGUUCAACAUUCAUUUCCAAUGGAAUGCUGCGUUGCAGAGGCAGUUGCAGUUUGUUCUGUGUGGUGCAUACAAGUUGGAUUUAUCAAAAGUAUGCGUAGACGGCUUUACAGAAACGGUAGCAGAAGGUGAAUGUUGAACUUUUGAUGCACACAUAUCCAGAUAAGGGGGUGUACCAUUUUGCACGUUUACACUCUAGGUGUUAUUGAGGCGUAGCGUUUGGCUGGAGCAAGGAGUCCAAGUAGCCAGGCAAUUUGAGGAUAAGACGAUAACAUGGAGUCCAUUGAUUUGGAGAGGGAGGACCCUCCUAGCUCACUAUCUGGAUAUGCCAAUGGCGAGAUCAUGACCUUGGAGAUCUCAGACGUCUCUCCAGACUUGCUUGUUCUCGAGGUAAAGGACAGCAAUCUACCAGAAAGUAUCCAUGGCAGCCUGGACAUGGAGAUGAAUGCUGACUUUCAUGAGGAUGAUGAUGAUGGGCAUGGUUUUGCAAAUGUAGAACUCCAGUUCUUUCCCUGUGAUGCCUGCGAAGCCUCCUUCACUAGCGAACCGGAGCUGGAGCAGCACUUGAUAAGCUCUCACUCAAUAUGUGAUGUAGCAAGUGAGAGAGGAAGACAGAAGGCCAAGUCAAUGGAAAUAGAAGGUGUCUCACCCCUGCACACCUGCAUGACUUGUGGGAAGGUGUUCAAAUAUCUAACUUCAUUCCGAAAACAUGAGGAAACUCAUAUAAAAGCCCUGUACACCUGCAAGACUUGUGGGAAGGAGUUUAAAUACCUAACUUUGUUUACAAAGCACCAGGACACUCACGUUGUACCAAGAACGAGAGGAGGAAGAAAGGGUAAGUCGAUCAAAGCAGUUGGCCUAAGUGUCAAUAAGAAAAUGAAAGGCCUUCACACCUGCAAGCACUGUGGUAAGGAGUUCAAAUACGUAAUGUCUUUCAUAAAGCACGAGAAGACUCACAGGAUCACGAGAACCAAAAGAAGCCACAAAAAACAGAGGAAACUUUCAACUUCCAAGAUUAUUAUACGUCUUCAAGGCAAUAGGAAAGAUGCCACAGAAACUCAUGUAAGGGCCAACAAGAAAAACAGGAAGAACAGUGAAGAUACUAAUGAUCAGGAUGCAUGUAUUUUAAUAUCUUCCGCUGAGCAGCAAACGCCUGACACGAAACGUUCUCCUCCAUUUCCUUGUCUGGACUGUGGGAAGAUUUUUAAGUUUUUCAAAUCUUACCAAAAACACCAGAAAAGACAUGCUUGGGCACAGGGCAAAAGUGAAGGAGUGCCUCCUAAACAGAAGCACGGACCAGAAGCGAAAGAAAAUAUUAGAUGUCCGGUUUGUGGUAGAGCAUUCAACAAGCAAACAACUCGCAACAAGCACCAGAACAUUUAUCAUCUGAAAAAUAACUUGCAUAAAAACCCAAAUGCAUUAACGUGCUGUGAAUGUGACCGCCAUUUUGAAAAGGCAGAUCUUUUCCAAAAGCACAAGUGCUUCCACCUGCGUAAGCAUGUAAAGGCUUUCAUAGAGGCAGGUAGGGUGAGCCAAGAUGGGGAUGUUUUCUAUUGUCAACUCUGUGUCCUACAGCUCACCAGUGGACUGGAGUUUGAGAAUCAUGCCAGGGACAUACACCCAGACCAGUACCGCAAAAUCCUUAAAGCGGUUGGCAAUAUCAUUAAAGACACCUUGAAAGGCUUGCAGACACGAAGGGUUGACAAUCAGUCAACAAGUCAGGAGGAACCUGAAAUAAACCUAAACAGUGUAGGAGAGACGGAGGAGGAUGGAUCGAGACAAUUCAUUUGCAAGAAUUGUGGGGAAUAUUUCCUAUAUUGUGUUUCGUUUACAUUUUGCGGGAAGUGUUUAAAGGAUCGCAAAGACCACAGGAAAGCAUCCAAGGUGUACCACUGCGAGGAAUGUGGCCAACACUUUGGCCGAAAGGAUCACCUGAAGCGCCACAGCUAUUCUCAUUCUGGCAGUUCCUUUGUCUGUUCUGAUUGUGGUGUUAAAUUCAGGGAUCCGGGAGAGUUGCGUACACAUGAAAAGACUCAUCAGGUGAGAAACCACGCCUGCCAGCAGUGUGGGAAGCGGUUUGAACAGGAAGAGGAACUGAUGUUGCAUCGUGAAGUUGCUCACCCAGAACCAGGCGGUUAUACAUGCCACCGGUGCGGCAAGACAUUUAGUACAGUGAAAAAUCUGGGAAAACACAGAAUGAUCCAUUCAAAUAAAACUCCCCAUGUCUGUUCAAAUUGCGGUACGAAGUUCAAGAGGCGCGAGCACCUGAGGCGGCAUGAGAGUCUGCACACCAACGAGAAACCUCAUCUUUGUCAUUGUUGUGGUGAUACAUUCGGGCGGAAGGAGGACCUUAACACCCACCUCGGUAAAAUGCACAUCAUAUCAAGACAUUUUCUUUGUAAAGCUUGUGGGACAAGUUUCAAGGACCGUAACGCUCUCAGGAGACAUAGGUAUCACGCUCACACUAAGGCUGGCAAAGUGUUCCAAUGUGAGGCAUGUGGCCUAAGCUUCGGUCGGGCGGAUCAUCUGAAGCGCCACAAGCACACACAUUCCACUGAAAGACCCUUCUCAUGCUCAAUGUGUUACAAAGUAUUCCACCGGGCAGACAACCUCAAGAAGCAUGAAAGAAAUCACAGGAACAAGUGGUUGGAAUACCUGAACACUCACCGCCACAAAACGCCCAAGCAGGAGAGCAGAUUUUCUGAGAGAUCCAAGUGGAAACUGCGUCGAUCUGAAGCAUCGGCCCUACUAAAGCUUAUCCAGAGUCACUCCAAGCAGCAGCAACAUAUCUGCUACGUUUGUAAAAAGACUUUCAGGGGAAUUUACUAUCUAAAGCGGCACCGUCUACUAAACUGCUGUGUACAAAGAAAUAAAAUGGAUUCAUUCCGGUAUGGGACUGUUAAAUAACCUACUUUGGGGUUGAUAACCUGGCUGAUUUAGAAGUGAAACUUCAUUUUAUUUUGUAGAACUCGUUGGUGUGUUUUUGUAUACAGUGAGCUGUAGAGCUGGGACGAUAAACUGAAAAUGAUCGACACCGAUCGCAUAUCGCAGGGAUUGAGCUGAUAUCGUUCAUUAAGAUAAGUAUCCUAUACUAGAGAAAUGUGACGUUUGAAAUGAAAUACGUUUGCUAAUAUGGGUGAUUGUUAAGGGGACAAUUGAUGGUUACAACCAUCAAACUAGGAGAAGUACUAAACUCUGGUGCACAUCGUUAGAAACUUGUCGUGCGAUUUUAUCGUUAUUGCAUCAAUUCAGGCAAUUUAUCAUGAUAUGGAUUUUUUUUUGUCCAUAUCGUCCAGCUCUAGUGAGCUAUGGCUUGCUGUAUUGUAUUGUCAUGCAUUUUCACAAUGAAAAUUAUAACAUCAAAA